AUGAAACAAAUGAACAAGGUUCGUGGUCGCCAGAAAGUUGUGAAGUCUGAUCAAAAGAUUAUUUCUUGGGCCCGAAAACAAAAGCAAAAAAAUAUAAGUCAACCAAUCAAUCUACCUUUGAGAGUCCCGCUCACCUGUCCCUUGAUUGGCUGUUCCGGAAGUGGACACGUGAAUGGUUUGGAUUUAUCUCACGUCACUCUGUCAGGUUGCCCUGCGUACCACAAUCUCCCGUUUGAAAAAUGGGCCGAAAUGCGUGCCAGAGAAGAUGGUUUGGUGUGUCCCGUCCGUUUACAAGCGCGGAACCCAAGCCCUUCCACAUCACCGUGCAAAACUAACAAACAGUCCCACCCCGUUGAACGUGUCCACCAACUGCACACCGUGCAACACGAGCCCCCGUUAACACACUUGGCAAGUCCCAUGGAGCUUUAUCAGUUUCGCUGUGCCCAACAACGACUGGUGACUGAAAAAGAGCAUGAAGCUAAGGAACACCUAAUCCUCUGUGCUCGCAUUGGCUCGGCCAUGGCUUCAAAAUCGGAUGAACUUGGCUUGGAAGAUCCGCAUGGGCCUCUUCAUCCAACUCGUUCCCGCGCCGGUGAACAUAUCGGAAAUUCAUUGGAGCAGCGGGUCCGUACAGUAGUUCUAGGCAACUGGCAAGUUGAACCAACGUAUACGAGUGCUUAUCCGCCUGAUAUCGCCUGCUUGCCGACCAUUUACGUCUGUGAAUACUGUCUGACACCGAUGCGCUUCAGUGUUACUUAUGAUAGACAUCAGCAAAAACCAGGAGAUCCGCAUGAGACUGGUCUGAACUCCGUUCUGUACAAUAACCUUUCCUGUAUACUGGUACUCCCACAAUACCAAUGUUCUGGCUACGGGCGUAUGCUAAUCGAGAUGAGCUAUGUUCUCAGUCUCCUUGAGAAUCGGAUUGGCACUCCAGAACAUCCUCUGUCGGAUUUGGGACUGAUUUUAUACCGAAAAUAUUGGAAGUGGGAAAUCCUCACUUACUUGCAGACGUACUCAGGGAAGUCGAUAAACAUCCGUGCUCUGAGUGAGGAACUUGGCAUUGCGAUUCCAGACAUUGUGAGCACACUGUUGGACAUGAAGAUGCUCAUUUACUUCCGGACACAGUAUUAUAUUGUGAACAAUAAGGUAGACGUCCAGCGUUUGCUCAACUCCAUGAAGGCACCAGAUCCAGCACGACGCAUUGACAAAUCUUGUCUGCACUGGACUCCACAUUCUGUAGCGCCAAAAUGAAAUUCUUUACCCAUAUUUCCACCGGCCACGGAAACUAGUCAACAGUUGAUGGUUCUCGUAUCUCCAGAGAACUUCAUUUGUACAUGUAUACAACCAUUAAACGAUGUUCCACAGUGUUUGCAGUCUUGCCCAAGGACAAUCAACAGAGCACAGCUGUGUGUACGAAUGUCAUGAUGUAAAAUGCUUGCCUUCCGACUUGUUUCUAUACUGAAAAAAAUCCUUGAUUCUUGUCUGUAUAUUCCCCCCCUCCCAAAAUUUCACGUCGUCUUUUUUUCGUUAAAGAUGAUGGGAUACAAGACUAAAGCACUCAAACUUAUACGAAUUUCCCUGUCGAACUGAUUGCUAUGUUUUUGUACAAUUAAACGAGUUAG
Molecule: messenger RNA, 1622 nt
Organism: Opisthorchis viverrini
Lineage: Eukaryota; Metazoa; Platyhelminthes; Trematoda; Opisthorchiida; Opisthorchiidae
Exons: 7
Coding region: 1-1251 (416 amino acids)
Biological process (GO): regulation of DNA-templated transcription
Cellular component (GO): nucleus
Molecular function (GO): histone acetyltransferase activity; zinc ion binding
Source: RefSeq, a predicted model, not a curated record